Messenger RNA from Cynara cardunculus var. scolymus (artichoke), 570 nucleotides. RefSeq names its product E3 ubiquitin-protein ligase ZNRF1-like. The coding region runs from base 1 to 570 and encodes 189 amino acids. The record is from RefSeq and is a predicted model, not a curated record. Gene Ontology annotation, molecular function: ubiquitin protein ligase activity. Gene Ontology annotation, biological process: ubiquitin-dependent protein catabolic process. Lineage: Eukaryota; Viridiplantae; Streptophyta; Magnoliopsida; Asterales; Asteraceae. The transcript has a single exon.
AUGCCUCCCCGUACUUUCCAGGCGGUUGCGAGGUCCGCCAAUGACGCCAUCGUCCCGACCCAUCUGCUUGAAACUCUGCAACCUAACACCCGCCUGUUUUUCAUAAAGUUGACGGUUUUCUUUCGUAGCAGCGGAGCUACCACAAGACAUACAUUGGAGAUGUCUGCGCCAUGUCAACAUGUCUCCGAACUGAAUCGGUUGGUCUUGGCGGAUAUUAUUCGUUUCUUGGACCAGGUGGGAUCGCCUCGUGAAGCUCUGAGCGAGGUAAUCUUCCGAGUCACCAUCUGUGCAGGAGAAAUGAUGGCAGAUGAAUCCAACGCGGGACGAAGGGUGCUGCCGCUGGAGGUUUUUCUCCUUUUCACUUGCCCAGCAGCGGAGCUUGGGCCACCGACGCUCGUGAGGGUGAAUGUAGAGGAGAGAUUGGCGAAUUGCAGCGUUUGUUUAGAGGAAUUGGAGGUGGGUUCAGAGGCAGGCAGGCUUCCUUGCAACCAUCAUUUCCAUGUGGAUUGCAUUAACCGGUGGGUAACAUACCAUCGCUCUUGUCCUAAUUGCCGCUUAGAGUUAGGGUGA